Erinaceus europaeus (western European hedgehog) is the source of this 1539-nucleotide messenger RNA. It is a transcript of the gene ST6GALNAC6, whose product is annotated as ST6 N-acetylgalactosaminide alpha-2,6-sialyltransferase 6. Gene Ontology annotation, biological process: oligosaccharide metabolic process; ganglioside biosynthetic process. The coding region runs from base 1 to 402 and encodes 133 amino acids. Lineage: Eukaryota; Metazoa; Chordata; Mammalia; Eulipotyphla; Erinaceidae. Gene Ontology annotation, molecular function: alpha-N-acetylgalactosaminide alpha-2,6-sialyltransferase activity. The record is from RefSeq and is a predicted model, not a curated record. The transcript has 3 exons.
AUGUGCUUUGCUUCCCUGAUCGUGGGGCUGCUUUGGGAGAUUGUGUGGGUAAAGCCCUACCUGCACAGCUCCCUCAGUGUGGUCUCUCCCUCUCUGCCCCACAGGGAGAAGUCCCAUUCAUGGUUGAGCACAGGCUGGUUCACCAUGGUGAUUGCAGUAGAGUUGUGUGACCACGUGCAUGUCUAUGGCAUGGUCCCCCCAGACUACUGCAGCCACCGGCCCCGCCUGCAGCGCAUGCCCUACCAUUACUACGAGCCCAAGGGCCCAGAUGAGUGUGUCACCUACAUCCAGAAUGAGCACAGCCGCAAGGGCAACCACCACCGCUUCAUCACUGAGAAGAAGGUCUUCUCAUCCUGGGCCCAGCUCUACGGCAUCACCUUCUCUCACCCCUCCUGGAUCUAGGCUGCCUACCAGGGGCACUCACUGGGGUGCUUUCCACAUGGCUGCUCAGGGCGGGGGGCGGGGGGUGGGGGGGGCAGCUGCUGGCCAGUCAAGGCCGGUCUGAGUGUCUCCUGGCCCUCUGGAGCCUUGGGGCAGGUGUAGCCUCUAGCUAGUCAGCUCCCGAGGGAAUCUCUUGGUCAAUCAGGGAUUUGGGCUUUUCUGCGGUUAAUCAGGGGUUUGGGGAGGUCUUUAUUGUCCAGUCAGGGUCUGAGCAUAGUUAAUCAGGGUAUUUCUGAGUAAUCUGAGGCUAAGGGAGUGUCCUUUCCUAUGAGGCCUUGGGUUUGAGCCCCUAGGAUGGAUCCCAAAUCACUCCCUACUGGCUGGGAUAGUGGGUCCUGUCCUAAGGAGCUGGAAACUCAGUGUCAUCCCUAAACCUCCAGAGUCAGAAUGGUUGUGUGGGAGUUGAGUUGACCUUGGGCAACUCCCCUGUUACCUCUGGGCUCUGUUCUGCCUGCGUCAGGUUCUAAAUGUGGGGUCUGAGGCACCCCUUGCCCAGUGGCUGCCGUGGGUCUGGCCACUCCCUUUCCUCCUCCUAAAACUUUUUCUUUUUUUGAGCAAAGUCCUCCAGGGUUUGGGGGGGACCCUGAUAAGAAUGGGAGACCCUUCUUUGCCCCUCAGCCCAGCUGCCAUUAGCUUGGCUCUUAAAUAACCAGGCCACCUUUUUUACCAUCCAGCCAUGAGGUUUUCUACCUGUUGGAGGCAUUCUGGGCUGAGAAAGGGGAGAAUCCCAACCAAAUUGGGGCUUCAAAAACCCCCUUUAUUUGCAGCUGUUGGAGGCUUACAAGGGUCUCCCUGAGCUGGGCCUGGGAGGGCUCCGAGGGGCCAGGAGCUGUGCCUUCUGGUCCUGUUCCCCACAGUUUACAUCAGGCACUUUAUUGCUGGGCCUCACUGGGGUUAGUUUGCCCCCCUGCUAUUCCCAGAGCCUGGAAGGGAAGACUGGAGGACUUCCUGGAGUUGGCUAUAAAAUGGGAAAGGUGAGAAGGAGGGGCAGGAGGACAUCAGUGAGCCAUUGCACAUUGGGGUGGGGAGUGGGGCUUGUGACUACCCCAGACGUGGUUUUGUAAUGAUUUGUACAGGAAUAAAUGCACCUAAACUCCA